Hippocampus comes (tiger tail seahorse) is the source of this 2337-nucleotide messenger RNA. Its product is annotated as adaptor related protein complex 2 subunit mu 1. The coding region runs from base 189 to 1517 and encodes 442 amino acids. Gene Ontology annotation, cellular component: clathrin adaptor complex. Gene Ontology annotation, biological process: intracellular protein transport; vesicle-mediated transport. The record is from RefSeq and is a predicted model, not a curated record. The transcript is spliced from 13 exons. NCBI's taxonomy places the organism in Eukaryota, Metazoa, Chordata, Actinopteri, Syngnathiformes, Syngnathidae.
UCAGCUGACAUAUCUGCCGCUCAACUCGGAAGAAGCCCAACUCGCGGCUGCAAGAAGUGUCAAUCGGGAAUCCACUAUUUCAAGCCACAAGCGGAGGCCGAGCGGGGGGACUGACUGGUGGCGUCCGUGAAAGAACGAGGGCAGAGUUUGGUUUCAUCAUGGCCUUUUGUGUCUGAGGAGCUGCCACAAUGAUCGGAGGAUUGUUCAUCUACAACCACAAGGGGGAGGUCCUCAUCUCUCGGGUCUACCGAGAUGAUAUAGGGCGCAACGCAGUGGACGCGUUCCGUGUGAACGUGAUCCACGCACGACAGCAGGUCCGCUCGCCGGUGACCAACAUCGCCCGCACCAGUUUUUUCCACGUGAAGCGCUCCAACAUCUGGCUGGCAGCCGUCACUAAGCAGAAUGUCAACGCCGCCAUGGUGUUCGAGUUCCUGUACAAGAUGUGUGACGUCAUGACAGCCUACUUUGGCAAGAUCAGCGAGGAGAACAUCAAGAACAACUUUGUACUUAUCUAUGAGCUGCUCGACGAAAUUCUGGACUUUGGCUACCCUCAGAACUCCGAAACUGGAGCUCUGAAGACCUUCAUCACUCAACAGGGCAUUAAGGGACAGCACCAGACAAAGGAGGAGCAGUCUCAAAUCACCAGCCAGGUGACAGGCCAGAUCGGCUGGCGUCGCGAGGGCAUCAAAUAUCGCCGCAAUGAACUCUUCCUGGAUGUACUGGAGAGCGUCAACUUGCUGAUGUCACCACAAGGUCAGGUGCUGAGCGCCCACGUGUCUGGCCGAGUGGUGAUGAAGAGCUACCUGAGCGGAAUGCCCGAGUGCAAAUUCGGCAUGAACGACAAGAUCGUCAUCGACAAGCAGGGCAAAGGUGGAGCGUCCGAUGAUGCUGGCAAGAGUGAUUUAGGGGGAGGAAGUGGGAAGCAGUCCAUUGCCAUCGACGACUGCACCUUCCACCAGUGUGUGCGCCUCAGCAAGUUCGACUCGGAGCGUAGCAUCAGCUUCAUCCCCCCUGACGGAGAGUACGAGCUUAUGAGGUAUCGCACCACUAAGGACAUCAUUCUGCCGUUCCGCGUCAUCCCUCUGGUCCGCGAGGUUGGUCGCACUAAGCUGGAGGUGAAGGUGGUCAUUAAGUCCAACUUCAAACCAUCACUUUUGGCCCAGAAGAUCGAGGUCCGCAUCCCGACGCCCCUCAACACCAGUGGCGUGCAGGUGAUUUGCAUGAAGGGAAAAGCCAAGUACAAGGCCAGUGAGAACGCCAUUGUGUGGAAGAUCAAACGCAUGGCUGGAAUGAAGGAGUCUCAGAUCAGCGCUGAGAUCGAGCUGUUGCCGACCAAUGAUAAGAAGAAAUGGGCUCGACCCCCAAUCUCCAUGAACUUCGAGGUGCCGUUCGCUCCAUCUGGCCUCAAGGUGCGCUACUUGAAGGUGUUUGAGUCCAAGCUCAACUACAGUGACCACGACGUAAUCAAAUGGGUGCGCUACAUCGGCCGCUCGGGCAUCUACGAGACGCGCUGCUGAAGUGGAAUGUCGGCCACCCCACGCAGCCACCCCAUCCAUCCUCUUACUGAAUUUACGAGUUCCUCUUUGUCUCCUGCUUCCCAUUUAUUCUUAGUGCUUCUCUUAUAUACCCGCCUCCGAAGUAGGUGUUGGAGAUUGACUUUCUAUCAUGAAACAAAACAAAAGUAAAUAUGGCAUAAUGCACAGAUAUAUGCAAAAUAUGAACUAUUGUAUCAUAUAUCUCGUAGUGAAGCGCAAGUGCACCAAGGGGGGGGUGGGGGGGUUCCAUUGUGUUCAGUGUUAUUGUUCUGCUACCACUCGAGCAAAAUUGGACUUUAAUUGGUCUCGCACCACUUUAACUUUAGAAUUCAUCUCUCUGGUAAGAUGAUGUGUAGCUGUUGUGGUUUCACAUGAAUCUUGGUAUAGUUCUUGUGUAUGAAUAGUUCGACCUUCAAAAUGCCCCCUGAACCCACCCCCACCUCCAGUAUUGUCGACCACCUCAACUUCACUCUGUGAGCUAGCUGCAUUUGUGUAAUCUGCAUUCAGUGAGGAAGAAGAGGACAUUCCAAACAGACUUUAUGAGCUCAGCUAGUUGGUUGGUUUUUAUUCUUAAAAGGGAAAAAAACAACUCUUCCUAAAUGUAUCUGAAGCACUAAGACCAACUACUUCCAGUGUUAGAUGGAACUCGAAAGAAAGAUGAGUUGAGGAAUCAGGCCCUUUGCCCUGCAGGUUGCUUUAGAGGUGAUGUCUCCCCCUGGUGUUUACCUUUCCACUGUCUUCUUCAUAUUUGUAGCCCUGGUGACCGUUCUGUCCAAUAAAAUCUGACAAAGUAUCCAAAAUA